UUAAAAUUGAAAGAGUUCCGUGUGCCAGAUGAUUAAAUUUUCCUUCUUCUUCUUCUUUGUCGUCUUUUUUUGGCUUAUAAUUCAAGACUGAAAAUCGAAGCUCGAAUUCCGUCGCCAUAAUAUACAGCGAAAAGUGAAACUUGUGUGGCUUUUGUUUUGACCAUUAAUCAUUUGAUUGCAUGUGGUGUACUGUAUGGAGACCAAUGAUGGUAGAGUUGUAUAUUCUUCGCUUUCUAAGAUAGAAAAAAGGGAGAAUGGUCAAUUUCAUUAUGAGGAUGAUGACUAUAGAGAACCUGUAUGGGAUGUGUUGGAAGACAAGAAAACCUACCCAACAGGCAUAAAAUCCUCCAAAAAAGAUUAUACAUACCAGUUUCCACUUCAAUCUGAAGACUUUAUUCAUGAAGGAUAUGAUUCAGGUGAGGAUCAAUGUUACUCUAUGCAAAGUAAUAAUAUGCCUCCUGAGGUGAACUUGAAAAAUGUGAUGAAUGGGAUAUUUGCAAUCAUAACUGGGCGGAACAAAGCUCCAAGUGUUUCCACGACUCAGCAAGAGUCCAGUUCAAAUGUUUCAUUUCUUGGAUCUGGGAAGAAUGGGGAUACAUACUUGCACUCCUCGGUGUACACACCGAGUGCGCCACCCCUUCUUGGGUCCGAUGGGAUUAGAUACAGUGCUUACAAAGAGGUUUUGGAAGCUGAUCCACCAGAGUGGCUUCCUGAUAGUUCUACUACCGUGUGCAUGCAGUGCACUGCUCCUUUUACAGCGCUCACGCUUGGUAGACAUCAUUGUCGGUUUUGUGGAGGGAUUUUCUGUAGAACAUGCACUAAGGGGAGGUGUUUGUUACCUGUGAAGUUUAGGGAGCGGAAUCCUCAGAGGGUGUGUGAUGCCUGCUAUGAUAGACUUGAUCCUUUACAAGGAAUUCUUAUUAACUCUAUUAGCAAUGCUGUGCAAGUGGCAAAACAUGAUGUUGUGGAUUGGACAUGUGCAAGGGGAUGGCUUAACCUUCCAGUUGGUUUGUCAAUGGAAUAUGAGAUAUACAAAGCUUCUAAUACAUUAAGAAACUACCGACAGGUUGCUGCAUUGAAUUCUGAGAGGUCAAUACCCUUAGCUGUUCUGAAAGGAGCCAAAGGCCUUGCAAUCUUAACGGUUGCUAAAGCCGGUGUGCUAGUUUCUUACAAACUUGGCACUGGUUUGGUUGUUGCUAGAAGGUCAGAUGGCUCCUGGUCUGCUCCAUCAGCCAUAUUCUCAGCUGGUUUAGGGUGGGGUGCUCAGAUUGGGGGUGAACUCAUGGACUUCAUAAUUGUACUCCAUGAUUCAAAAGCUGUGAAGACAUUUUGUAGUCGCAUGCAUUUUUCUCUUGGUGCUGGUUGCAGUGCUGCGGCAGGGCCGUUUGGGAGAGUGCUGGAAGCAGAUGUUCGGGCCGGAGACAGAGGUUCUGGCAUGUGCUAUACUUACAGUUGUAGCAAAGGAGCAUUUGUGGGAGUUUCACUGGAAGGGAACAUUGUUGCGACAAGGAUGGAUACAAAUCUACGGUUCUAUGGUGAUCCUUAUCUUACUACUGCCGACAUCCUACUUGGGAUGGUGGCCAGGCCCAAAGCUGCUGAGCCUUUGUAUGGAGCCCUUGAAGAUCUUUAUUCCAUUUUAGGCAGUUAGUUCUAGGUUUCGGCUGCUUGCGAAGCCUAUGACUACUUGGUGUGGCUCUCUGCUGAAAAGACUUGCUGAAUCCUGAAAAUUAAUUAAUUACUCAAUAUGUGAUGAAAUCAGUAAAAUUAUGGAUUGAAAAUUGAUGGGAAGAUACAGUUUAAAGAGAGACAAAUGAUGGUACAUAUAUGUUUUUAGUUUUCAUUUGAUCAAUGUACAGGGUGUCUGAAGUUGAAAAGUUUAUUUAAAUGUACAUAAUUAAAUUGGUAUUUGUAA
Messenger RNA from Pistacia vera, 1912 nucleotides. RefSeq lists its product as uncharacterized. The record is from RefSeq and is a predicted model, not a curated record. The transcript is spliced from 5 exons. The coding region runs from base 194 to 1648 and encodes 484 amino acids. Lineage: Eukaryota; Viridiplantae; Streptophyta; Magnoliopsida; Sapindales; Anacardiaceae. Gene Ontology annotation, molecular function: phosphatidylinositol binding; metal ion binding.